This is a messenger RNA of Stegodyphus dumicola, 593 nucleotides long. It is a transcript of the gene MED31, whose product is annotated as mediator complex subunit 31. Gene Ontology annotation, cellular component: mediator complex. The record is from RefSeq and is a predicted model, not a curated record. Gene Ontology annotation, molecular function: transcription coregulator activity. Gene Ontology annotation, biological process: regulation of DNA-templated transcription. Lineage: Eukaryota; Metazoa; Arthropoda; Arachnida; Araneae; Eresidae.
AAAGUUUCACUGUGUUAUUUUAAUUGUAUAUAAUGUUAUGUUAAUUGUAUGUAAUGUGUAUUUUAUUACAGAAACUGAAGAGCAACAGUGUCUGAGAUUUCAGAUCGAGUUGGAAUUCAUACAGUGUCUUGCCAAUCCUAAUUAUUUAAACUUUUUAGCACAGAGGAAUUACUUGAAGGACAAAGCAUUCAUAAGCUAUCUGAAAUACCUUCAAUACUGGAAACGACCCGAGUAUGCCAAAUACAUCAAGUACCCAAUGUGCUUGUAUUUUUUAGAAUUGCUCCAAUAUGAACAUUUUAGAAGAGAAAUAACGAGUGCUCAGUGUGCUAAAUUUAUUGAUGAUCAGCAAAUACUUCAUUGGCAGCAUUAUACUAGGAAACGUACUAGAUUUCUUCAACCACAGCCAGAAGCAGCUGCAGUAACUGCAGCAGUUCAACCAUCACAGAAGCCCUAAAAUUUUAUUCAUCCGAAACAAACGAGAGGAGAAUAAUCUCUCUCACUUUUUCUCUAAAUUUUGUUUUCAAAUUAUUUGGGGCUAAAUGUCAUGUAUUUUACUUAAGAAACCUCUGCAUUAAAUUGACAUAAAUGAAUUA